Molecule: messenger RNA, 1868 nt
Organism: Drosophila willistoni
Lineage: Eukaryota; Metazoa; Arthropoda; Insecta; Diptera; Drosophilidae
Product: UDP-glycosyltransferase UGT5
Exons: 2
Coding region: 126-1667 (513 amino acids)
Molecular function (GO): UDP-glycosyltransferase activity
Source: RefSeq, a predicted model, not a curated record
UCAGUUUUCGACUAGUAUCAUUAGCACGCAACCUUAAUUAAGAUAAGAUUGCAAACCAUACCCAACUUCAGUUGAAUGCGAACCUGCAACACAGUCGGACGUGAUAGUGUUUAGAGUCUAGCAAAAUGGUCUGCCUCCUUAGGAGUAUUACGUUUACUUUAGCUAUGUGUGUUCUCCUACGGCUAGCCCAAUCCUCCAAUAUACUGGCCAUAGCCGCCUACACCUUCCCCUCGCCCUACCUAGUAUGGACACCAUAUUUACGAGCACUUGUCGAGCGAGGCCAUCAAGUGACAAUGGUAUCCAGUGUAGGGGUGCUUGAUGACAUUGAGGGAGUGAGGCAUAUACGCCUGCCACAGUUGGAUAAAACAAUUAAUGGUAUCAUGAAUGCCGAAAUUUCCAGCGACUUCUUGACGAACAAAUGGAUAGAAAGUGCAUUGGGCUCCGCCUUUUUGUACAACAUCACCUAUGCGAUAUUAAGUGACAAGGACUUUCAACAGUUUUUAACAAAUAAAAGUGAACACGUUGACCUCAUCGUCCUGGAGCCACUACACACGUACGCCCUCUUUAGUCUUUCGGAAUACUAUGAUGCCCCGCUUGUGGGAUUGGCUCCCUUUGGUCCACAUUGGAUUACUGAAUAUCUUUUGGGCAACGUCUCGCCCUCGGUUUACGAACCAGUCUCCCCAAUGGGCUAUUCCCAUGGCACUGACUUUUGGAGCAAGUGGCAAAACUGGUGGCAUAUUACUGAAGAAUGGCUUUUGGAGUGGAUUAUGUUUUGGCCCGGUCAGGUGGAGCUUUCCAAGAAAUUCUUUGGUCAUCCCCCGCCCAAUGGUCAUGGCGCAUUUUCAUUGAUAUUAAUUAACCAUCAUUUCAGUAUGGGUCAUGUGAGAUCGAAUGUGCCAAACAUUAUUGAAGUAGCUGGGCUACAUCUGAGUCGGCCAGCAGCCCCUUUGGAUGCUGCCCUGCAACGUUUUCUCGACGAGGCCGAGUUUGGUGUCAUCUACUUCUCAAUGGGUUUGGAGAUCCUAUCAAAAUGGCUACCCAUGAAUUUGCAAAAACCACUGUUAAGAGUAUUCGCACAGCUCAAGCAGCGGGUUGUCUGGAAGUAUGAGCUGGAAACAUUACCAAAUAAGUCAGACAAUAUCUUUAUAAGUCAGACGGUGCCGCAGCGUCAGCUCCUGGCCCAUCCCAACGUCAAGCUAUUUAUCACACACGGUGGCCUAUUGGGGAUCAUAGAGUCGAUAUGUUAUGGUGUUCCUAUGCUGGGACUACCAGUGUACUUCGAUCAGUUCAAGAAUAUGGAACGUAUGCGAAGGGCAGGCAUCGCUGAAAACUUAGACACCAACUCCAUUACCGAAGAGCAACUAACUGAAACUAUCCACAAGAUAUUAGAGGAACCACGAUACACAGACAAGGCCAAGCAAAUGUCCAGUCAUUUAGCCGAUCAACCAAUGAGUCCACUGGAUAGUGCUGUAUGGUGGACCGAUUAUGUGCUGCGGCACAAGGGUGCACCACACAUGCGACUGGACCAAGAGAGUAUAUCGUUUGUUCGAUACUAUAAAAUCGAUACUUUCGCUUUGGUAAUCAGCCGAUUUGCAUUGAUUGCAAUAAUUCUUAUUUUAUUAUGUGUGAUUUUAAUUAAAAAACUUAGAGGUAGGUUACUUAGAUGAUUUAUUAGUUGCUAUUAUGAUAAGGUAAUUUAAACUCUAAUUGUGAUAAGCAUAGAUCAACGAAGCAGGCAAAAGUAGACUUCACGUAUAUUGGUUAGUUUAUAUUUCUACAAAAAUGUGUUGCAUACUUUUAGAAUUAAUUACUCUUACAAUUAGAUUAAACAUUUUUAAAAUCUUUUUGUAAACGCCAAGUUGAAGCAA